Paramecium sonneborni is the source of this 378-nucleotide messenger RNA. Lineage: Eukaryota; Ciliophora; Oligohymenophorea; Peniculida; Parameciidae. The record is from the annotation of a GenBank genome assembly.
AUAAUAAUUCUCACAAAAAAACAUGAUUUCAUAAACUUAGACAAUAAGUCAAACAAGUUAAACUAUAUUGCAUCUUAAUUUAAAUCAAUAACAUGAGAUAGUGUAACAAUAAUAAAAGAAAGAAAAAAAGAAAAGAUCUGUUAAAUGGACAGAGGAUACUAUUGAUAAUGAAAAUCUUGGAAAAUUAAAAUCUAAUAGUAUAAAUUUUAGAUUAAUAUGAAUUUAGUUUGUUGUAUUUAUCAUAAACCACAUGCUGAAGAAUCAGAGAGUUCAGAUACAUGUACAAGUGAUGAUGAGAUUAAUGCAAUCGAAAGAGAUAAAUAAUCAAAAUUAAAACAUAAAAUAAAAUGUUCCAAAAAAAACAAGAAGUGUUGUUGA